AAGGAACCUUGGAAUCUGAAGAGAAAGAAGACGGUAGCCUUCCACCCAGAAUCUGUUCUGAGGAAGAACGCCAAAGGACCAAGUGAAAAAAGAAAUGGCCAGUUCUCAGGGACAGCUGGCCUUCAGGGAUGUGGCCAUAAAAUUCUCGGAGGAGGAGUGGGGACUCCUGACCCACACUCAGCGGCAACUGUACAGGGAUGUGAUGUUGGAGAACUACGGACACCUGCUCUUCUUGGGUCUCAUUGUGUCAAAGCCUGAUUUGGUCUCCUUUUUGGAGCAAAAGAAGGACCCUUGGGAUGUGACGAGAAAGAAGACAGUGGUCUUUGAUCCAGGUAGGUGA
Enhydra lutris kenyoni (northern sea otter) is the source of this 340-nucleotide messenger RNA. RefSeq names its product putative protein ZNF720. NCBI's taxonomy places the organism in Eukaryota, Metazoa, Chordata, Mammalia, Carnivora, Mustelidae. Gene Ontology annotation, biological process: regulation of DNA-templated transcription. The coding region runs from base 95 to 340 and encodes 81 amino acids. The transcript has 4 exons. The record is from RefSeq and is a predicted model, not a curated record.